Chironomus riparius is the source of this 462-nucleotide messenger RNA. NCBI's taxonomy places the organism in Eukaryota, Metazoa, Arthropoda, Insecta, Diptera, Chironomidae. The record is from the annotation of a GenBank genome assembly.
AUGUCAAACAACGGAAGACCAAUCAUUAGGAUCCUUAUACAGAAUUUUCUUAAUUCAUUUCGUCCACGUCAGAUAAAAGGAGAUUAUAAAGGUGAAGAUUAUUUGGGAAAUAAAUUUUAUGAAAUUAAAGCAGAUCCAUCAAGAGGCAAAAGAAAGACAUCAAGGUGGUACGAGCCUCCUGGAAAGCCUGAAUUGGAUUAUGGACAUGAACUUACAGCUGAAUGGGAGUCAUGGUUGAGAGGAAGAAGGCAAGAUCCACCGACUCAGGAAGAGCUACUGAAAAAUUUAGCCAUAAUGCAAAUGAAGAAAAAAAAUGCUGCAGCUUUAGAAGGAAAGUAUGAAAAGUCUCAAGAUCAUGCAUCAAUUAAACACGACGUAGCAACAGGAAGAGCAGCUUUCCCACGAUAUGAUGAAGAAUAUGAAAUAAUGCCUGGAUCAAAACCUAUUAAACAAAAGGACUAA